AUGGUUUUAUUACUCUCACUUGUGCUCCUUGCAUUGGCGUCUCCUGCUACCACAGGAAAUUUACAGGACUGGAAGUCCAAUAAAGAGACCAGUGUGGUGCAGGUAAGUAUAGGUCUCUUCACAGCUUCAUCACCAUCUUCAUCAGAAGCCGCAUCUACUACCCAGAAUUCCACCUCUACACCUCCUGCUUCAUCACCAUCUUCAUCAGAAGCCGCAUCUACUACCCUGAAUUCUACCCUUUCGCUCACUGAUGAUAUAAGGAAUACAACUUUAAAUGGUCAGCAGUACUUUACGUCUGCAAUAUCAGCUUCAUCACCAUCUUCAUCAGAAGCCGCAUCUACUACCCAGAAUUCCACCUCUACACCUCCUGCUUCAUCAGCGUCUUCAUCAGAAGCCUCAUCUACUACCCUGAAUUCUACCCUUUCGCUCACUGAUGAUAUAAAGAGUACAACUUUAAAUGUAAGUUACACCCUGGACCUAAACAAGUCUAUGGCAGGUUUUGUUUUCCUUGUGAGAUUUGUCCUUUGCAAUGUGUUCCCUCUAGUGGUCAAAUUACAGUAUGACUCUGCAAAGAUCUAUCUCCCAAGGAAGACAAGCAUCUCCCUAGAAAGUUAUGGAGAUUGUAGAUAUGAUUCUGUGACCAUAUAUGAUGGACCUCCUGGAAGUUCUCUACUCCAAAGAAUUUGCCACUCAAUAAACCGCACCUUUCGUUCAUCAUCAAAUGUAAUGACCAUUGUCUUCAUAACUGAUGGAUCCAUACAAAAUACCGGUUUUGAAGCUAACUAUAAUACAUUGACUGCAACAAAUUCAAUGUCAGAGAAAUGUGGAGACAUCAUGACGGGUUUACAAGGAGAAUUUCAAUCAACCCGAAGUGCUUCUCCAGAUUCUGACUACUGUGUCUGGUACAUCAGUGUUAGCAGCAAUUACAAGAUUCAUCUUCAUUUUUCAAAUUUCCAAAUGAAAGAUUCCCUAUCUUGCCGAUCCUUUUCUUUAUCGGUCUACGAUGGGACACCAGACUCACCGUUACUUGGAGAACUAUGUGACACAACUGACCGGUAUUUUAACUCCUCAUCAAACAGCAUGAGCAUUGUGUACACCAAACGCCGUGAUGAUACUGACAUGGGCCUGGAAUUCUCUGUUUCAUACUAUACUGUCUUCCAAAACAACUCAGAUGUAACUCUCUCCUGCCAUUCUGACUACAUGAAAGCUCGAAUUUCUUCACGGUAUCUGGAGUCCUUGGGUUACUCUUCGAAUAAUAUUUUCCUUAAUGAUCCCCAGUGCCGCCCCCAGAAUCUUUCAGGCUGGUUGGAGUUUCACAUUCCUUAUCAGAGAUGUCAAACACUUAAACAGGUUCUGAAUGACACUAUCUGCUAUAUAAACACUUUGUUUACUUACUCUAUGAAAGCUGUUGUAAUUCACAGAAAGAAAUUAAGUCUCACUCUGAGAUGUCAGAUGUACCGAGAUACACUAGUAGAUUCCUUGUAUUUAGCUGAUGACACCAUGGAGAACUCUUUAAUUGAACAUGGCCUGUAUUCAGCCAACCUAACCUUCUUCAACUCUCCAAGUUUCAUACAUUCAGUUAACAAUUAUCCAUACUUAGUUAGACUCAAUCAAGAUUUGUACCUGCAAGCCACCUUGGAGACCACAGAUCCUGCCCUGGUCUUAUUUUUAGAUACGUGUGUGGCUUCUCCUGAUCCUUUUGAUGUGUCAGAAAAUGUUUAUUAUCUUAUAAGUAAUGGGUGCCCAAGAGUCUCAGAUUAUCGUAUCUUUCCUUCCUCCUCACCAAGAACAUUGAGAUUUGGAUUCAGUGCAUUUAGCUUCCUAAAACUUUACUCCAAUGUGUAUAUACAGUGCAAGCUGGUUGUGUGCAAGCAGUACGAUAGAUGGUCACGCUGUAAUCAAGGCUGCAAGCCGAGACACAAGAGAGCAGUGCAGUCCCAUCACAAUCAUCACAAUCAUGUUCAUGCUGUUGCUGGUCCUGUUAAACUUCUGAACUAG
This is a messenger RNA of Bufo bufo (common toad), 1998 nucleotides long. RefSeq names its product deleted in malignant brain tumors 1 protein-like. Bases 1 to 1998 code for a protein of 665 amino acids. The transcript is spliced from 16 exons. Gene Ontology annotation, cellular component: cell surface. Lineage: Eukaryota; Metazoa; Chordata; Amphibia; Anura; Bufonidae. The record is from RefSeq and is a predicted model, not a curated record.